AAAACUGGAAACAGUGUGCCUAAGUCAAUUGAAAUCGAUCGUGUGAAAAAAAACAUUCAUAUAUGUAAAUUUAUGAAUGGUACUGGAAUUAACAUUACGUUCUAAUAGUGUUAGAUUAUUUUUUUAUUAUUUAGUUCUGUAUAUCAUGGAGUAAUUGUUAAUUUGUCCAAAAUAAAACGUUUAUUGGAUAAAUAGAAUCCUAUUCUUAUACGUUUUGCAAUGGAUGAUACUUAUCGACGAAUUAGUGACGAGGAUGAUUUUGGUGAAGAUGAAAUGGAAAAAAGCGAAAUACAAGAGUUUUUUUAUGGGCAAACUAUAUUAUUGACGGGUUGCACUGGAUUUUUAGGAAAAUGUUUUGUUGAAAAAAUAUUAAGAGAUUGUGCGGGGAUUAAAAAAUUGAUUUUAAUUGUGAGAUCACACAAAGUUUCAGCUAAAGAACGUAUGAAAAAAUACUUUCAAAACGAGAUUUUUGAAAAAUUACGUAGUUAUCGACCAAAUUUUGAAUCUAAAGUAUGUAUAGUUGAAGGAAAUUUGAAUGAAGAAAACUUAGAUUUGUCCAUUGAAGACAGAAAGAUGUUAAUAGAUGAAGUGACCAUGAUUUAUCAUAAUGCAUCAAACGUUAAAUUUGCCACGAAAAUAUCAGAUAGUCUCAAGUGUAAUGUGUUUGGAACAAAAUAUAUGAUCGAAUUGGCUAGAGCGUGCAAAAAAUUAGUGUGUUUCAUGUAUAUAUCAACUGCGUACUCGCACUCUUAUAACAAAGUGAUUGAGGAAAAAUGUUACCCGCCACCAGCGGGUCUUAAGAUGGUCCAAGACAUGAUCGACGCGGAUGAAAUCGCGAAAAACGGUAUACCGCAAGCAACUGUAGACGAGACAUGUAAACCGUGGGCUAACAUCUACACUUUUGGUAAAUCAAUCGCUGAAUCUUUAGUCGAAGAAUUUGGCAAAGAAACGUCUUACCCGUGUAUUAUUUACAGACCGAGUCAGAUAAUAUCAACUUACCAGGAACCAUUUCCCGGUUGGUGUGGUAACUACAAUGGACCAGUAUUGUUAUUUGUUGGUUACGGAUUAGGUAUUAUUCAUACAAAUACCCCAGCAGACUCCGUACAAGAUUACGUUCCCGCUGAUAUGUGUACUAAUUCAAUUCUUGCUCUUACAUGGGAUACUGUAACGAACAGAACACAAAACAUCGGAAAAGUUUUUGUAUUUAAUUACGCUUCAUCAACAGUCAACCCUAUUACUAUGAAAGAAUUUGAAGAUAACGGACAGGCACGAAUUGCAGAGAGCCCAUCCAAUCGAAUGAUUGGUCCAACUUUCAUGAUACAAGCACCAUGUUAUUUUCUACUUUAUGUAUUUCAUUUUAUAUUCCACGGUAUACCAGCAGUAAUUGCAGAUAUUGUACUUAUGGCAAUGUUACAAAAACCACAGGCCAUUGCGAUGUUCUAUAAAAUAACAAUGAAUUUAAAGACUAUAUUAUAUUGGGGUACAUCCGAUUGGCGAGUAACUGUAACAGAAACUCAAAAAAUGUGGGAGAGAAUGAAUCAUCGAGACAGAUUUUUGUUUUAUAAUGAUUUACGCACUGUUGAAUGGCCAAUAUUUGGCCAUACAAUUUGGUCUGGAAUAAAAAAGUAUUUAUUAAAAGAACCACUGGAUGAUCCUUCGGCCAGACGAAAAUAUAUGAUGAUACAGUUUGCUUUUCAUAGUUUUAAAAUUAUAAUUAUUGUAUUUAUUUUAUAUUACUUACUUAGUUACUGGCUAAGCUUAAUUUCACCAGUAACCGAAUUCGUAAAGCUGAAAUAUAUUUGUCAUAUGUAAUUUGUUAGGGAGAUAGGUAAUGAAAACUAUUAAUCAUUAUUAUAUAUAGAAUAAUACUCUUUAUUUUGUUUUUUCUUUUGUUGUUAUUAUUGUUGUCCAUAUUGUGUUGCUUUAUCCAAUGAAUAAUAAUUUUAUUGUUUUUUUCUGUUUCGUCGCUGCCGAUAUUUUGGUAAAACAGUAUGUAUGUGUGAUACAACAUUAUUAUACUAAAAUAACGUCCAGACCACUCGUUUUUCCGAUUGUUACUUCAAACCGCUUACGACUAGAAUUAUUUAUAUUGUUAUAUACGUCAUUACUUUUGUACGCCCGAUUUUUUUUUAUAUAUUUAUAUUUAUUUUCUUUUGCAAAAUUUAGUUUGUCCAUCUAAGACCAAUGCCAGAUAAUCAUUAUACGUUUUUUUGUUAAAAAUUUUCAAAUUUUCGAUGCGGUUUUAGAAGAACAAUGAAAAAUCGAGAGAUCAGUACGCUCUUUAGAGGUAUACCGUGCAUCAUAUAUUUUAUUUUUAUUUUUUUCUAAUUUUCUAUUAAAAAGGUUACGCCAAACCUCGAAGCAAAUUCAGGACAAUCACAUGACGGGUUUUUAAAAAAUAAAUUUUAAAAAUCGUUUUAUCAGUUUAAAAAUUGCUUUUGAAAGCAGUAUUGAAUGUUCACACAGUUUAAAAUUUUGUAUAUAAAUUCUUGAGUAUAAAAAUUCAAUGGUUAAAUAUUUAGUGUCAAUUAUUUGACACCAUCAAGUGUAAAUUUAACUAAAGUUUAAUUUGUCAUCUGAUCUCAACAAGUUUUAAACCUGUAUUAUUGUUUGACACAAGAAUAAUGUGUUAAAUUAACACAAAAAAUUAAGUGGGCCGUUUGGAACAUAGAUUUGAGUUGAAUUUUUGAACACAAAUUCUAAACUGUGCGAUAAAAAAUUUCGUGUAAUAAAUUAAUGCAAGUAAAAAUUUAUAAUAAUAAUUUUUACAUAAGCGUUUAAAUAAUAAAUAAAUUUAGUUAAAAUAUUAAUUGUAAUAAAAAUAAUAAUAUAAUAUAUUUCCAUCCUUCUUCCGCGUCCUUUCGCUUCGAGAAAAUGGCGUAAUUUUUCGAUGCAACUUUAACUCUGUCUUUCUGAAAACCUUCAUAUCUUUUAUGCACUACUAUUUACAAUGUACACAUGUCGUCUUUCCUGCCCUAAGUUUCCCGAGGCGUUACUAGGACUUGCUUUAUUUACAAAUUUCUAUUUU
This is a messenger RNA of Microplitis mediator, 3028 nucleotides long. RefSeq names its product fatty acyl-CoA reductase 1-like. NCBI's taxonomy places the organism in Eukaryota, Metazoa, Arthropoda, Insecta, Hymenoptera, Braconidae. Gene Ontology annotation, molecular function: alcohol-forming very long-chain fatty acyl-CoA reductase (NADP+) activity. Gene Ontology annotation, biological process: long-chain fatty-acyl-CoA metabolic process. The record is from RefSeq and is a predicted model, not a curated record. Gene Ontology annotation, cellular component: peroxisome. The coding region runs from base 220 to 1812 and encodes 530 amino acids. The transcript is spliced from 5 exons.